GUUCUAAAACUUUCAAAUUUUCAACACAGUUAUUCAAAACUAUUUUGUUAUACAGUUUUCAAUCUGCUUGGAUUUAACUGAAGUAGCUUUUUAUUUUUGCUGGUGAACAAGUUUCGUACUUGAAACUUUUCAGUUCCUUAAAUGCUAAGUAAGCCCUUGAUUACUGUGUGUAUAAACAAAGAAAAACAGAGAAAGAGUUUUGUGUUGUGCUUGAGCUACUGAUCGAUCGAUAAGCGUGAGCAAGGAUGGAAAAUCUUGGGCAUGGAAGCUUGGUAGAUACUGUGUUCUCUUGGACUCUCAAUGAUGUGUUCAACGAAAAGCUUUUCAAGCACGAGGUGAGGAAAAUUCCUAAGACAUUCCACUCAAUAAAAGAUUACAUGAAAUCAUUCAUUCCGGCAUUGAUUGAGGAAACACACAGUGACUUGUCUUCAAGCUUGAUGAGCGUGUCUCAAGCUCCUUUUUCUGAAAUCAGCACCCUUCAAAGGUCCAACGACUUCCAACUUCCCUAUGGCUUGUUCUAUGAGAUUACCGUGAAGAGCAUCACUGAUGAAGUGAAAGGUGCACGAAAGUAUAAACCUGAGUCUGGAGAUAUCAUUGCAUUCACAAAUGUAAAACCUAGACGCAUAGAUGACUUGAAAAUGACCAAAGAAUAUUGCCAUAUUGCUUAUGUUCUUAAGUCCCCAGAUGUGUUUAGUGAUGAAAUCACUAUACUCACAUCUAAGUUCAUGGAGAAUGAUAUUGAAAUUGACGUGAGAAGCAACAAAUCACAGAAGCUUUAUGCAGUGUAUCUUAUGAACAUGACAACAAAUAUUCGUAUUUCGAAAGCCUUGACCUCGAGAUUGGAGGGUGCAGAUACCAACAUACUUAAGAAAGUGCUAGGUGUUGUUUCAACGAACGGAGAAAACUGUCAUAUCUGCUUAUCUGGAGAAAAUUCUAGCCACGGUAGAGCCUAUACUGUUGCACAAACUAUAAUCAGUGCUCAUAAUCUAAAUGAGUCUCAAAAGGAUGCAGUUUUAAGUUCUGUGACAAUGAAGAAAUGUAAGCAUAACGACGAUAUUAAACUUAUAUGGGGUCCACCAGGAACUGGGAAAACGAAGACAGUUGCUUCUUUGUUACUUUCCCUUUUCAAGCUUAAAACCAAAACAUUGGCAUGUGCUCCAACUAACACUGCAGUGUUGGAAGUGGCUGUUAGACUGCAUGGUUUGGUUAAGGAUUCUGCUGAUACACCUGAGUGUGAGACACAUGGGUUUGGUGACAUAGUGCUAUUUGGCAACAGUUCUAGGAUGAAAAUUGAGAGUUACAAGGGUCUUGAGACAGUGUUUUUGGACAAUCGUGUUGAUGAUUUGUUGCGCUGUUUUUCUCCAGAUAUUGGUUGGAAAUACUACAUGGAAUCAACGAUCAAGUUUCUAAAGGAACCUGAAGAGGCUUAUGUUUCAUACAAGAAUCGUGUGGAUGUUGAGAAUGUUAUGUCAUUAGAAGAAUUUGCUAAGGGAAGAGUCAAAAAUGCAGACAUUGCAUAUGGUUCAUAUAAGAAACGCGUUCGUAAGAAUCGCGAUCCAAUGACAUUUGAGCAAUUUCUGGUGAAAAAGUACGCUCAUAUUGUAGACCUAUACCAGGCCUACAAGGAUGACAAAAAGUUAAGUUCUGGUAUGACAAUGGAGCAAUUUAUAAAGCAGAGGUUGAGUUACUUUGGAGAGAAGCUCAAGAAACUAAUGCGAACCUUGUACACGCACUUGCCAACAUCUUUUAUUCCAUUAAAUGUGUUGAAGAGUAUGUUGAGAGCUAUGAAUUUGCUAAAAUCUCUUGAAGUUUCCAUUCUUCAAAACAUUUCUAAACACACAAACUCUGAUAAUGAAGAUAGAGAUGAGUGUCUGGAGCUUCUAAAUAUACUUUCUCAGUCAAUUUCCCUUCCUAACGACCUCAGAAGCAAAUAUGCCAUAUCACAAUUUUGCUUGAACAAUGCGUGCCUUGUUUUCUGUACAGCAUCAAGUUCUUUUAAAUUGUACAAGAAGGAGAUGACACCAUUCAGAUAUGUAGUGAUUGAUGAAGCAGCACAACUAAAAGAAUGUGAAUCAACCAUUCCAUUACAACUUCCAGGCCUUCGUAGAGGUAUCCUCAUAGGUGAUGAGAGACAACUUCCGGCAAUGGUCAAAAGCAAGAUUGCUGACAGGGCUGAAUUUGGAAGAAGUUUGUUUGAAAGGAUGGUGUUGUUGGGAUACAAGAGACAUAUGCUCAAUGUUCAAUAUAGAAUGCGUCCAUCCAUUAGCAUGUUCCCAAAUAAAGAGUUCUACAAUCAGCAACUUUCUGAUGCUCCACUUGUCAGAGGAACAAGCUAUGAUAAAAGUUUUCUUCAUGGGAAAAUGUAUGCUUCAUAUUCUUUUAUAAACAUUUCUAAGGGUAAAGAACAGUCCAACCAUGAUCAUAGUUUGAUGAACAAAAUUGAGGUUGCAGCUAUCUCUGAGAUUAUUGGAAAUCUUAAAAAAGAUAUUUUGAAGACCAGGAAGAAAGUUAGUGUAGGAAUCAUAUCACCAUAUAAGGCUCAAGUUUAUGAAAUCCAGCAGAAAAUUAAGCAGUACAUUUCAGUUUCUGAUUCUUUAUUCUCUGUUAGUGUUCGUUCUGUUGAUGGUUUUCAAGGUGGUGAAGAGGAUAUUAUAAUAUUAUCUACUGUGAGGUCUAAUGGGAGUGGAAAAGUGGGUUUUCUUUCAAACAGGCAAAGAGCAAAUGUUGCUCUUACCCGAGCUAAAUACUGUCUUUGGAUAGUAGGAAAUGGUGCAACAUUAAUGAAUAGCAACUCUGUAUGGAGAAAUGUGGUUCAUGAUGCUAAGAAAAGGGACUGUUUCCAUAAUGCUGAUGAGGACAAAAAAUUGGGUCAGGCUAUUGAGGAUGCUAUUCUUGAACUUGAACUGCUUGAUGAAUCUGAGUCUCUGUUUAAGAGACUCAGUUUGGCAGAAAAGUCUGUAACUGCCCCUAAGUUGUCCAGGUCAUACAAAUCAAGGAGGAGAAAUCGCAGGCGUCGAGUCCCCAACCUCUCCCCAGAAGCUCUGCUAGGGUUUACUCAAUCUCAAUCAAGUGAGCUUCGUUCAUCUUCUUGAUUCACGUAGCUAGCUCACAUCUUCCUUGUACUGUUGCAUCCCACUGUUGGAGUUGAACCCCUAUUCUAGCUAGUUCCAGAUGUGAGAACCUCUAGCAGUGGUAACAAUAAUAGAGAUGUCGCAGUUUGAUGAAAUCAUGAAAUCCUUGGACGUCUAUCGGGCUCACUCUGGGGGCCCACAGCUUGGAGUGUAGUAGUAGUAGUAGUUUCUCUCUCGCACUUGACGAGACUCUGUACUUUAUUUAGGCCAUGUGGGGCCUUUUUCUUUUGUUAUGAAUAUGUUGGAGUACUAUAUGUGUCAUAUUCUAAAUUUCUGUACUCUCUGAAUAUUUAAUAUGUGACGUUUUAUUUAAAUUGAUUUUUGUCCGUUUA
This is a messenger RNA of Vigna unguiculata (cowpea), 3463 nucleotides long. Its product is annotated as putative ATP-dependent helicase C29A10.10c. The record is from RefSeq and is a predicted model, not a curated record. Gene Ontology annotation, molecular function: helicase activity. NCBI's taxonomy places the organism in Eukaryota, Viridiplantae, Streptophyta, Magnoliopsida, Fabales, Fabaceae.